Lycium ferocissimum is the source of this 450-nucleotide messenger RNA. RefSeq lists its product as uncharacterized. The transcript has 3 exons. The coding region runs from base 1 to 450 and encodes 149 amino acids. The record is from RefSeq and is a predicted model, not a curated record. Lineage: Eukaryota; Viridiplantae; Streptophyta; Magnoliopsida; Solanales; Solanaceae.
AUGGACAUCUCCCGUAUUCAGGCCCACGCUCAAAAUCUAAAAGAACAGCAACAGCCGCAGAGGGGUGAGCGCGAUGUUGAUAGAGGGCAGAGUAAGAGGGCCAGAUUUGCUAGUAGUGAGUACAGAGGGGGUCAGCAACAGUAUUCCAGAACAAAAAUAGUUCGAUUCCAAUUUUUGGGUGAGCCAAUGCUUGAGUGGAAGGGUAACACAACAUCUCUAAGAGCUGAUGGUAUUCGCGUGGAUGCUCAAAAGAUCGAGGCCGUGAAGACUUGGACAAGGCCUACAUCGCCAUCAGAAGUCCAUAGCUUCCUGGGAUUAGCAGGCUAUUAUAGAAGGUUUGUGGAAGGAUUUUGUUCUAUUUCAAAGACCAUUAACGAAGCUAACUUAGAAGUCAGCAAAGUUUCAGUGGACCGAUGCCUGCGAACGCAGUUUUCAGGAAUUGAAGGAUAG